CCAGAAGACUUGUCCAUGUUUCAGCUACCAACUCUCAACUUUUCUGCGGAGCAGGUGGCAAGCGUCUGCGAGACGCUUGAGGAGACCGGAGACAUCGAACGACUCGGUCGCUUUCUGUGGUCGCUGCCGGUGGCGCCGGGCGCAUGCGAGGCAAUCAACAAACACGAGUCAAUCCUGCGCGCUCGCGCUGUCGUCGCCUUUCACACUGGCAACUUCCGCGACCUCUACCACAUCUUGGAGAACCACAAAUUUACAAAGGACUCGCAUGGAAAGCUACAGGCCAUGUGGCUCGAAGCGCACUAUCAGGAGGCCGAAAAGCUGCGUGGACGCCCGCUUGGACCUGUCGACAAGUACCGCGUUCGCAAGAAGUUUCCUCUUCCCAGGACCAUCUGGGACGGCGAGCAGAAGACGCACUGCUUUAAGGAGCGAACGCGAAGUCUUUUGAGGGAGUGGUACCUGCAGGACCCAUAUCCUAACCCAAGUAAGAAACGAGAACUGGCACAAGCCACCGGACUCACUCCUACACAAGUCGGAAAUUGGUUUAAAAACCGAAGGCAAAGAGACAGAGCAGCGGCAGCGAAAAAUAGGCUCCAACACCAAGCCAUAGGGCAGAAAGGGAUGCGCUCACUGUCUGAUUGCACUCCGCACAGCUCGGCAGAGUCGCCAUGCACCGCCGCCAGUCCCACAACCAGCGUUUCGAGCAUGACGGAGCGCGCCGACACAAUGACGUCUAUCCUCUCUGUAACGUCCAGUGACUCUGAAUGCGACGUAUGA
Trichomycterus rosablanca is the source of this 774-nucleotide messenger RNA. RefSeq names its product SIX homeobox 3a (gene six3a). Gene Ontology annotation, cellular component: nucleus; transcription regulator complex. The transcript has 2 exons. Bases 16 to 774 code for a protein of 252 amino acids. Gene Ontology annotation, molecular function: RNA polymerase II cis-regulatory region sequence-specific DNA binding; DNA-binding transcription factor activity, RNA polymerase II-specific. Gene Ontology annotation, biological process: brain development; regulation of transcription by RNA polymerase II; eye development. The record is from RefSeq and is a predicted model, not a curated record. NCBI's taxonomy places the organism in Eukaryota, Metazoa, Chordata, Actinopteri, Siluriformes, Trichomycteridae.